CGGUGUCUUGCCCGGUGCGGACGUGAAUCUUGAGUUCUUCUACCGGGGUUGGUCUGUCUUCUCCGAGCCUACAUCCUAGGCAGUCAUUGGCCGUCCUGGAAAUCCACCUCUUUCCUCUAUGUGUGUGUGUUUAGUGCAAAGAGAUUAUGAAUGAAGGCAAUAAUAAUGGUGUCCGUUUGCUGAUAGUGUGCUAAGGCAAGCGUGCGCGAUAGGCCAUCGGACCCGCGAGACCCACACAAGAACCUGGAUCCGUGCGCUGGAGGACGCACACGGUGUGUUGUCGGUGGUGCCCGUUGAUAAGGUUCCGCUUCGGUAACGCCCGACGACGUAGAGAUUGAAAGUGAUUUAGUGAGAAAAACACUGAUUGGGAGUGCGCGUGUGUGUGUGUAUGUGUGCUCUCUUGUGUGUAGGUGAUUGUGUGUAAAAACCGGUCGACUAUCUCCGUAUGUUUCCCAAACGGAUUUAAACGCGUUUGUCUUGGCAAGUCUUAACCUUCCAAGACAAGAUACUUCCAAGUGUAAAGUGCACUCCGUUCCGUUUCGGUGUGAUCCAACAAAAUGUCUGUCAAAAGUGAGGUAUUGCAAGGGUUAGUAGUGUACGCGGUGUUACUGCUACUACCCUCGAUCGUACGUGCAGUGGAUCCUCGCGAUCUGUACAGUUACGCGAACGAAGCCAGCGAGGUGUUGCCGCGAGGUGAUGAAGAGUUCCAGUACAUGGAUCUGGACAUGCCAGCUUACUUCUACAACGAAAAAUACGACCGUGUUUACAUCAACACCAACGGCAUCCUGUCGUUCGGUGGCGAGCUGGUCGGCUUCCUCAAUCUACCCUUCCCGCUCGGCAACCCGCUGAUCGCACCGUUCUACGCGAACGUCGACACAACCCUGCCGAACGAUACGGCCACAAUCGUGUACUUUAAGUCGCGCGAUCCCACCCUGCUCCACCGCACGACCGAGCUGGUGCGGGACAACUUUGGCAGUCUACUGGCCCGGACCAGGGGCUUCGAGGCGCUGCAGGUGUUCGUCGCGACCUGGGAGCACGUGGGACACUACAGCAUGAAGAACGAGGUGCAGAACUCGUUCCAGGUGGCGAUCAUACAGGGCGCGACGGACACGUUCGUGCAGUUCCUGUACCCGGAGGAGGGCAUCAGCUGGAUCCAGGGUGAUACCGGCGAUAGUGGCCUGCCGGAUGUGCGUGCGCAGGCCGGCUUUGCCGCGGAAGAUGAUCGUACGUUUAUGCUGCCCGGUUCCGGUACUGAUAAUGUACGCCAUUUAACGAUUUCGUCCAACAUUAAUCAACCGGGCGUGUGGUUGUAUCACGUUGGACCGCUCGCACCGGAGGGGAAUGUGGAGCAGCCGGACCGCCAGCACGCCGAACCGAGUGAACCGCGCAGCUGCGCUGAUGGUGGCCGGUACAAGUGCCAUUCGGCGGCAUCCUGUGUCAACAGCAACUGGGGCUUCUGCUGUCAGUGUAAGUCCGGCUACUACGGAAAUGGAUUCAGUUGCGUGAAGAGUGACAUUCCACUGCGGGUCGCUGGUAAGGUGCUGGGCAAUGUGAACGGUGAGCCUCUCGACACUCAGCUCCAAUCGUACGUUGUAAUGGUGGAUGGGCGUACGUACACUGCGAUCAGUCCGCUCGAGGAGCAGCUCGGCACUGAUCUGCAGCUAACGCAAAUUCUCGGUGGUACGAUCGCGUGGCUUUUCGCCAAGCCUCUUGGAAAUUCCAUGAACGGUUACCAGCUGACAGGUGGCAAGUUCAACCACACCAGCACACUGCAGUUCGAGACGGGCGAGUCGUUCUACAUCACCCAACAGUACACGGGGCUGAACGUGUGGGAUCAACUCGCACUGGAUGUGCAUCUGUCCGGCCAGCUACCUUCCAUUCCGGCCCUUGAGAAGCUCCAUCUGGAUGACUAUUCGGUCGCAUUCCGUCGUUCCGGUAAGGACCGGCUGCAAGCCGUCAGUGCGCACAGCUUCCGGGUUGAGUCGCAGGCACGCAACGUUAGCUACACACUGUACCAGGACAUUACGUACGAGGGAUGCUCGGGCAAUGAGGACACCAUUGCCGGGAAGGAUGAAUCGAUGCUGAAGAUUACGCGCAUCAAUCUGGGGUACGAACCGAGGGAGCGAGCCGUCCGGAUGGGCAUGCUGUCGAAGAUGGUGAUCGGCGAUCAGUUUAACCCGUGCGAUGAGGCCAACUGUGGGGAUAAUACGGUGUGCGUGCCGAAGCCUGACGACACAUUCGAUUGUAACUGCAAGAACGGGUUCACCUACAUCCCGUACGGUACGAGCGAUCGCAUCAACUGUGUGGACAUUGACGAGUGCUCGGGCGUUAACAUCUGUGACGAAAAUGCGCAGUGCUACAACGAACCGGGCGGCUACAGUUGCCGCUGCAAUCCGGGCUACGAGGGCAAUGGGUACGUGUGUGACAAAGUAGUACCGGGUGGAUACAGCCAACCGACCUCUUCGUCGUACACGGUGUCGACGCCUGCAAGCUACGGUGGGCACAGCUACAAUGAGGUGGACAGUGAUCCGACCCAGGAAGAGCCGGAACAGUGUGAGCGCUGUGCCGAGUUUGCCGACUGUGUCGAGGGUCAGUGCCAGUGCCGAUCGGGGUACGAUGGCGAUGGUGUCAGCUACUGUCAGUCACUGUGCGAUCCGGAAAGCGUCUGGAACGGGGAGGAGUGCGUGAAGGAGACGUACGUUGAAGAAGAGGGAAUUGAACCGUUCUGCACGAUACUGGGCUGCACGUGCCCCACCGGCUACACGCUGAUCGAGUACGCGUUCAACCAGAUCUGCCGGCGUGUUGAGCUCGACCCGGAGGAGGUCCCCCAGGAAGGUAUGCCGCCCUGCGACGUGGAGAACAACUGUAGCCCGCACGCAAACUGUGAGUGGCGUGACAGCUCGUACCGGCAUGAAUGUAUCUGCAAUCCAGGCUACGAUGGUAAUGGGUAUACGUGCGUCGAGAAGGAAGUGUCCUGUCUGGAUGAUGAGGAGAUCUGUGACAUCCAUGCGUCCUGCACGUACAUGCUGAAUCGGAAGUCGGUGUGUGUCUGCAACAAGGGCUACGAGGGCGAUGGUCGUACGUGCCAUCUCGCGCCGGAGUGUGCGGUCGAUGAUGAUUGUGGCAUGAACUCGGAGUGCCAGCAGGGUGUGUGCGUGUGUCAGGAAGGGUACGAGCGGGAUCUGUCCGACUUUUGUGUGCGGGCUGGUUCGUGCGGUGGUGCGUACUGUGCGGAGAAUGCGGUUUGCGUGAUCGAUCCGGUGCAGAAAAUACCGUACUGCCACUGUCCCCAGGGUUUCGUUGGGGACGGGGUGUCGCAGUGCCGUUCCAUUCCACCGCCGUGCAAUGUGAGGAACAACUGCGGGCUGCAUGCUGCCUGUGUGCCGAGCUAUAGAGAUUCUUCCUCGUACGAGUGUAUGUGCAAUCAGGGCUUCUUUGGCGAUGGGUUCGUCUGCACACCGGAGCGUAACUGUGCCAAUAUCCCGAGCCUGUGCGAUCCGAACGCUCGCUGCGAGUCCACUACCAACGGCUACCAGUGCAUCUGUAACGAUGGCUUCAUCGGCAACGGGUCCGUCUGCAACACCGCCCACCGGCUGGACGAUGGCUUCCUGCUCAUCAGCCAGGGUGUGGCGAACAUACGCGUCCCGCUGAACGGUGGGCUCGGGUACCCCGUCACGAUGGCGUUCAUGUCGAUCGGGCUCGAUCGGGACUGUGCCGAGGGACGCAUCUACUGGAGCGACAUUGCGGCCCAGCAGAUCGUGAGCGCCAAGUACGAUGGUACCGAUCAGAAGCCGUUCAUCACGAAGGACAUCGUGUCGCCGGAGGGUGUGGCGGUCGAUUGGAUCUCGCGCCGGCUGUACUGGACCGAUUCGGCGAAGGAUACGAUCGAGGUGGCGAGCCUGGACAAUCCGGAGCAGAGGACGGUGCUGAUUUCGAAGUUUUUGGUCAAUCCGCGCGGUAUUGCGGUCGAUCCGCAUCAGACGAAGCUGUACUGGUCGGACUGGAAUCGGGAUGGGCCGAAGAUUGAGUGGUCGAAUUUGGACGGAACGGAGCGGGAGCAGCUGGUCGGUAGUCCGCAGGUAGCGCUGCCGAACAGCAUUCAGGUGUCGAUGGCAACUGGGGAGCUUUGUUACGCUGACGCGGGGACGAAGAAGGUUGAGUGUAUUGAUACGUACAGCAGACAGAUCCGCACGAUCGCCAGCAAUCUGACGUACCCGUUCGGGUUGGCCGUUACCGAUGAUUUGUUCUACUGGACGGAUUGGAUGACUAAAAAGAUCGAAAGCAUCAACCUGUACGGUGUGCGCCAGAAGCCGAUCAACUCGCCCGUGUUUGGCAACCACAAGAUGUACGGCAUGACGGCCGUCACCGACAAGUGCCCGCUGUUCCACAGCCCGUGCGUCAGCAACAAUGGUGACUGUCCGGAGGACAAGAUUUGUCUGAUCAAUCCGCGUGCCCCUUCCGGCCGUAGCUGCAAGUGUACGCGCAACUGCAACAAUGACGUCGUAUUAGACUACUAAGAAGAAUGUGUGUACUCUAGAGGGGGGACGGCUGUUGGUUUGUUUUUGUGCUUUUCUACUGUGGGCAACCUUUACAAACAGACAAACGGUCGUGUAAUGAGUGUUUUUUUGUACUUCCCCACUUUUCCCUUUUUCCUUCCUGAAAGCUGAAAGAAAAAAAGAAGCAAUUUAUCUUGACAUACAUUAGAAUUAGCACAGAGAGAGUGGAUGAUGAUGAUGAUGUCGAAGGUUGACGAUCGCAAUCGUGCGACGAAUGUAUGCGAAAUGGUUUGUAACGUUCGCUGCUUAAGCCGACAAUAAACUCUCUAUUACUUUAA
Anopheles merus is the source of this 4834-nucleotide messenger RNA. RefSeq names its product nidogen. The coding region runs from base 558 to 4517 and encodes 1319 amino acids. The record is from RefSeq and is a predicted model, not a curated record. The transcript has 9 exons. Gene Ontology annotation, biological process: cell-matrix adhesion. NCBI's taxonomy places the organism in Eukaryota, Metazoa, Arthropoda, Insecta, Diptera, Culicidae. Gene Ontology annotation, molecular function: calcium ion binding.